Molecule: messenger RNA, 3145 nt
Organism: Pezoporus flaviventris
Lineage: Eukaryota; Metazoa; Chordata; Aves; Psittaciformes; Psittacidae
Gene: NOBOX
Product: NOBOX oogenesis homeobox
Exons: 8
Coding region: 967-3069 (700 amino acids)
Biological process (GO): regulation of transcription by RNA polymerase II
Molecular function (GO): RNA polymerase II cis-regulatory region sequence-specific DNA binding; DNA-binding transcription factor activity, RNA polymerase II-specific
Source: RefSeq, a predicted model, not a curated record
CCAGCCUGUUCAAACUUUCCUCUUUCCAGAGACAGAUAUAUGGUUUUGGUUUUAUUAGUCUACUUUCUAUUCUUAAACAAUAGUAACUUGUCUUUUUUUAAAUUUAUUUUUAAGUGCAGAAAUCACAGACUCACACAUUCUAAUCUAAUCAGCAGGUUUUCUUUUGGAAACGUACAUCCCAGCUGGGAAAGUACAAUGCUUCUUCAUUAUUCUGUUACCUAUUUUAAUUAUUUCUCUUGCAAUGCUCUUUCUGACCUGUCUUAUACUGUCCAGGCUCUCUUAUUUUAAUGGAGUUUGUGCUUUUCGUUAAACUCGGUCAGACUUUUUCACCUACUUUUGUCCUCAGCCAACCUUAUAGAUUUGUCUGUCAUAAGUUAUGCCUGAAGCUGCAGAAAACUAAUUUAAGGUAGUUAUUUGAAGUUUCUACAGUUUUGGGGUGUUUUGCUUGGUCAACUUGAGCAUGAUAGAAACAAAAACCUCUAUAAAUCAAAGAGUGAUGUAAUUUGUCAAAUAAUCACUGCUCAUACAGUAGACCAUAAUUUUGCUUGUAUUUUUUUUUUUGCUCAUUUUAAUAAGAUGACACUUAGUGUCCUGGUAAGUCAUUGAAUCAUUUUCUGUUCCUUAUUCCAAAGACCUUUGUUAUCCCCAGUGUUGUUUUCCCACUUCUGUCGUUAUAAUACACAACCUUUCCUUUAUUCUCUGAGCCUGGAAUUAAUUCUUCCUCUAGUUUAGAGUUGGUUGAUUUUGCAGGCAUAUUCAUUCUCAAAAUGAGGCUUUUCUUGUCCCAGAUGUUUGAAUAGCUCCAUAUUGACCGGAUCCCAUUCUUUGCUGUUGCUUUCCUAGCAGCACUUGUAUGGUGACAGUCUUUAUCCUGAACUCUAGUUCUUUUCACUGUUGGGUUUAAUUGUGUAGUGUUUUCCUUCUCCUAUAACUGGCACCUCCUAACCCAACACACUCUUUUUUUUCAUGCCAUCCAGGCACAGCACAUCUGGCUUAGACAAUAUGCGUGGGGGGGGGUUGUGGGGUGUUGUUUUUAAUUUUUCCCCUGUAGAGUGCAAGGACAAGAAGGAGGAUGCAUCAUUGAACACUGAGCACUUUGUGGUACAUGCUGAUGCUGCUGGUGGGCAUGGUACAGGGAGCAGUAUGCUAUCUAUGUCCCAAAGCACAGCUAUAAGGGAAGUUGAGGAUAACUUGGGAACAGAAGAUAGAAUCAGCCUUAUAAAGGAGGUGGAGAAAGAUGGAAGAUACUGCACCCUGCAGGCAACUGGGUCAGCUUCCCAAGACUCAGCAGCCUUUGAUGGCCAGCUUGACCUUGCCUCUGUAUGUGGGAGGUUGUCAAAUUUCCUCAGUGACACAAAGGCUGUGCCUCCACUUUCUGUGGUUGAAUCUGCACAGGAGCCCACAUCACAGUCAGGGUCCCAUGAGCAGUGUCAGAGCUAUUGCUCUGAUGGGAUUGAAAAGGAGGCAAAGAAGAAGAAAAGUAAAAACAGAAGUGGGAUGUACUCCAAUAAAGUACCUGGUGGAAUACCUGGAGACCUCUGCAGACAGGACGUGUGUGGCCCAGCUACUCACCGAUCAUCCAAAUGUACUUCAGGCAGCGUUGCAGCUCAGCAAUCCUACAACAUGUCUUCAGUCCUGGAAUGUGGAAGUAGCCAUGAUGGGACCAAGGGAAAGAAGAAAUUAUUUGAGAAUCCAAUAAUUCUGCCACCAGUCAGGAAGAAGUUACGCACCUUCUAUAACGCAGAGCAGUUAGAAGAGUUGGAGAAGAUGUUCCACGAAGACCACUACCCCGACAAUGAGAAGAGGAAGGAGAUUGCAGCUGUGGUUGGUGUAACGCCACAGCGUAUCAUGGUCUGGUUUCAGAAUCGCAGGGCAAAGUGGCGGAAAUCAGAGAAGUUGAGUGUGAAAAGCGACAAAAAGCAUCCAACAUCCUCAGCACCGCCACCUCUUCUGCCCAUGCCUCCAUUGCCUGACAUUGCUCAUGACCAGUCUGCUGUGCUGGACGUUGACACUACAGGUGGGAACUACUCCAGCUUGCUCAGUGGAUAUCCUGCACCACUUGCCUCCUCCUCAGUAUCAUCAGUGGUAGGAAUGGUGACAUCCUGUGAAGCAGUUCAGACAAAGGCAUUGCCACAGCUCAACUUCAGUUUCAGCAGAAUGGAGUGCUUCCCUAGUCUUCCCAGCCCUCCACCCAUCCGCAGGGCCAGCCUGCCCCUCAGUUUGGCUGUCAGCUUGCACAACCACGUUGUUCCUUUGAUGCUGGACACUCCCAACAGUGAAUGCUACUUUUCCUGUCAGCAAAAUGGCUCGAGAGAGGCCUUCACGUACAGCAUCCAGAAUCAAGGUUUGAAUUCACCAGUUCCCUUCAAUUACCCUGAGGAGCUGGAGUCAGCAGGCAACCUAGAGGACACAUACUGUUCGUACGGCAGCCAGGAUGGAAUUUACCAGCUGCCCCAAUAUCCCCAGCAGCACCAGCUCUCCCAGUUCCACCAACUGCCAGCUCACCUGACCAGCAAUGUGCUCGCCAGUGUCCACCUCAGUCCUACACCCACUGAGUCCCAUACAGCUUUCCUCCCCUUACCUGGUAACAGUGGAGUUGUAACCCAUGGGGCACCGGGAACCACACAAGCAUACAUACAAAGCCACGUGGGGGAACAACUGUUGUUACAGCAGCCAAGUGAAAACUCAGCAGGCAUUCCUGCCUAUCCAGCUGUCCCCUGGAAUGAUUUCUACAUGCAGGGAGCUCCCUUCUCAAAUCAGCUGUGCUCACGAGUGCCAUUUUCUAGCACAGUAGGAGGAAAGUACUUCACUGAGCAGACUUCCUAUGCUCAGGCACCUUGCCUACCCUCCUCCCCCCGUUUUCAAGUGCCCAAUGGAACAACACUGGGAUCCAUGCCACAUGCUGAAAAACAAAAGGGAGGGACACCACCAGACCAGAGUUCCUAUCAGAAUCACCAAGAGCCAGAGAUGACAUCUCUUCCUGAAAGAGAGGAAGUAGAGAGUAGCAGCAAGAAAGAAGAGGCUAUUGUUGAAAUUAAGAAGAAACUAAUGACUGAUGCUGCACUCUGAGGGGGGGGAAAAAGUAAAGGAAGAGGAAACGUUGCCAUUUUUUAAACUCUGCAAAAUAAGAGCCCGAAAACAAGAG